Nanorana parkeri is the source of this 984-nucleotide messenger RNA. RefSeq names its product olfactory receptor 52K1-like. Gene Ontology annotation, biological process: G protein-coupled receptor signaling pathway. Gene Ontology annotation, molecular function: G protein-coupled receptor activity; olfactory receptor activity. Gene Ontology annotation, cellular component: membrane. Bases 1 to 984 code for a protein of 327 amino acids. The record is from RefSeq and is a predicted model, not a curated record. Lineage: Eukaryota; Metazoa; Chordata; Amphibia; Anura; Dicroglossidae. The transcript has a single exon.
AUGGAAGUCUCCCAUCUCAGUCAGACCUUUAACUCCUCCCAUACCCGCUUCUUCCUCUAUGGGUUCCCCCAGUUUGCCGAAUCCCGGACGCUCCUCAUCGUUCCAUUUCUGUUUGCGUAUGCGGCCAUACUGUCAGGAAACUCUCUCAUCAUCUACAGGAUCUGGGUGGAGAAGAGCCUGCAGUCCAUGAUGUACACACUCAUCUCUCUCCUCUUCCUCGUGAACCUCUCUUGUACAAACACCAUCAUGCCUCCCUUCCUGUUGAGUUUGGUCUCCGGCGAGUUCCAGAUAUCUCUGAACAGUUGCCUGGUGCAGAUGUUCGUCAUCUACCUCACCAUUGUUCUGGAGUCUGCGGUGGUUCUGCUGAUGGCUUUUGAUCGGCAUGUGGCAAUCUGUAGACCUCUUCGCUACCGUGAGAUCAUGACCAGCCAGCUUCUGGGGCAGCUGGUUCUCGUUAGCGUGAUCAGGGGCGUCGUCCUGGUGUGUCCAAUAGUCAUAUCCGUCUCCAAAGUCCAGUUCUGUGGCUCCAACGUCAUCCAGAGUUUCGCCUGUGAAAAUAUGGCGCUCUUGAAUCUGGGCUGCGGGGACAUCUCCCGGACGCACAUCACCGGCCUUGUCAUUAGGAUCUGCGUCUCGGUGCUGGACGGGAACUUCAUUCUUAUUUCGUACUUGGACAUUCUCCGAACGACGAUGAAGACUGUUAGAGGGCAAGCUAUAAGGAAGGCCUUACACACGUGUAGCACGCACAUCAUCGUGGUCAUACUCAUCUACACGUGUGGCUUCUUAUCGUCCGUUGUGUACCGGAUUGCCGCAGUCAUCCCGGCCAACAUGCAGAACCUCGUGAGUGCAAUCUACUUCCUCUUCCCGGCCACGGUGAACCCGAUCAUCUAUGGACUGAGACUGAAGGAGAUCAGGAUCUGUUUAAUGAGAGCCUAUCAAAGGAAGAAGGUUCAUGUGAACGAGCCAAUCGGGCCCCUCAAAUAA